GGCGGGCAGCCCCUGCCCGUCAGCUCCGCGCCGCCGGCGAGAGCGGCCGGGCCGAUCGCGGCUCUUCGUCUCCUUCCCGGCGCCCCCCCGCCGACCACCGGCACCGUGACGUACGGGAAGUGGCGUCGCGGAGCGGAGGAGGCGGGGGCGGAAGCGGCCGCGGAGGGGGCGGUGCGGCCGGAAGGCGUCGAGCAGCCGGUGGCGCCGGGGCCGCCUCUCCGGGGAGCGGCCCGGGAAGCAGCGGGGCGGGCCCUGCUCGCCGAGCCCAGCGGGGCGGGCCGGCGCGGCGGGCGCGUUCGGAGCCGUGCGGGGACGGGCGGCGGAGCCUCGGCCGCCCGCCGGAGCCGGUGGGUGCGCUCCGGGGUGCGGCGGGGGUGCGGUCCGUGCGAGCGGGAGGCUGCGCAACUCGAAUGGAGACUGAUUACAAUCCUAUGGAGUUGCCCAAUAAUACAGGGUUUGAAGAGGAUUCUGAUUACAGAGACUUCGAAGGAACAGACGUGAAAGAUAUGAGACUAGAAGCCGAAGCUGUUGUAAAUGAUGUUUUGUUUGCUGUCAGCAACAUGUUUGUGUCAAAAAUCCUUCCCUGUGCAGAGGAUGUGGCAUAUAUCAAUGUGGAAACCAGGGAAAGGAACAGAUACUGUCUGGAGCUCACUGAAGCAGGACUCAGGGUAGUAGCUUAUGAUUUUGAUCAGACUGAUGACAGACUGCAAACUCCGUAUCAUGAAACUGUCUACUCUUUGUUGGACUCUCUCAGCCCUGCAUAUCGAGAGGUGUUUGGAAAUGCAAUACUACAAAGACUAGAAGCUUUGAAGAAAGAAAGUCAGUCAUGAUUUACCCAGAUAUGAAGAAGAUUUAGUGCUAGAAGUAAUUCUUAGUAUGAAGCACUGAGAUCUUCCUUAAAAACAUCUUAAGCUUCAUUUCUUGCAUUAAAGUCUACUUCCUGCUAGUACAUUAUUAUAUAAUGUUUAUAUGUUAUAACAAGUAUAUUAUAUAAUAUUUGCUACCAUGGAUUUGCAUAUAUCACAAUGUUAUUAAAAUCCACUUUGGUAAAUAGCAGAAAAAAAUCUUAAUUUUACUUUUUGUUGUAAAUGAGCUUGUAAGUUACUCCAUACCAUGUUCAAAAACCUUUGUCUCUUUGCCAAGAUUUGGUAUUCGAAACUAAAAAAUAUAGAGACUGAAUGUUAUAGAUAUAAGAAGUAAUUCUUUGUGUGUGUGCUUACUGAGAAUUUUCAUGCCUUCUUUUUAAAAUAGAAGGUAACUACUUGCUCUAUCCAGUUAAUGACAAAAUAACUGGAAAACUUCUGCAAAGAAUUGCUGCUUGAUUUGGUGUACAUAAAUUUGAAAGUUGUCAGCUUUGUAGCUAGAAAGAUGGUUCUUCAACAGUUGAGCUUUGCUUAUAUAGUGGCAGUAUCUGAGUUAAAAGCAAGGCUCAGCACUAAUUGAUCUGUCCUUAUCUAUGGCAACCAGCAAGCUCCAAAUAAUACACAAGAUGAACUGCUUAUAUAUGAAUGUAUUGUCUGAACCAUGAAUGAUUAAGCACAGAAUUAAUGGGCUAUACAUUUCCUAAAAAUUAUGUGUUAUAUGCUAUAAAUAUGUACCCUAUUGUACUGCAACUGUUUAAGAGGCUUGGAAGGCCUGUUUACUAUUUUGAAUGUGUGUUUACAUGAUGUACAGGAUAGACUCAAGAGUAUUUUUGCUUCAGCCUUUACCUUCUAUAAUACAGUACUUUGGUACUCCCAAUUUUCACAUUUUCUCCCUCAAUUGUACAGUGUCUUCUGAUGAAUACUGAAGUAAGCACUGUAAUGUUAAUUGCAUUGUAUUGGUUUGAAACCAAAGGCUGUAUGAAAUUUACUAAGACUAAUACAAGCUGGAAGAUAUAACUUGUAUUUUCUACUUAAAGCUAGUACAACUCUCUUUAUAAAUCUAUUGUUCUGCUAUAACUUUUCAAGUAUGUACUGAAUGGUAGACUUUUUAAAAAUUAGAGUUGGGUAGAAAUGCUUGUACAGUUGAACUGGCAUUCUGUGACAUUCACACUUUUUGUAUUCUUCUAUUAUUCUGUAUUUGUGUGUUUUUAUUUAAACAAUUCUGCCAUUAUUAUCCUAUGCUUUUGUGACAAGUACAUGCAGUAGCAUUUUUGGAGCCAUAUUUAGGGAUUUAUUUGUUUCCACAGAUUUCAGUGACUUCAGUGGCACUAUGUUGACUUCUACUUGCUAUGGGUUAGCCAUAUCGAUCAGAGAAGCCUAGCAGAGCUUUUGUAAUGGCUUUGGGUUAGCAGUGGGCAACUAUGACAAGACAACUGUAAUUAGUGCUUCUGGUUUUGAGAGCUUAAUUUCAUCGUUAUCUUUUUGGGUUGAAACUUCUGAAACUAGUCCACUGCCCUAGGGUAUGCUUUCAUGCUCCAAAAAUUGUUCAUAGGCUCUCUUUUGCACACAAGUCUGUGGCACGUGGUUAGUCCUCUGUGAGGAGAAUGUACUUUAGCAAAUUUAUAUUUGAAUAUUUUUCCUUGCAACUGAUUUACUUGUUCAAUUUCAAUGACUAAAGUAUUAAAUAAAGGACUGGUGCGUUGUA
This is a messenger RNA of Prinia subflava (tawny-flanked prinia), 2568 nucleotides long. RefSeq names its product GSK3B interacting protein (gene GSKIP). NCBI's taxonomy places the organism in Eukaryota, Metazoa, Chordata, Aves, Passeriformes, Cisticolidae. The transcript is spliced from 3 exons. Bases 411 to 830 code for a protein of 139 amino acids. The record is from RefSeq and is a predicted model, not a curated record. Gene Ontology annotation, cellular component: cytoplasm. Gene Ontology annotation, biological process: regulation of canonical Wnt signaling pathway. Gene Ontology annotation, molecular function: protein kinase A binding; kinase regulator activity.